Messenger RNA from Scomber scombrus (Atlantic mackerel), 1894 nucleotides. RefSeq lists its product as uncharacterized. The transcript has 6 exons. Lineage: Eukaryota; Metazoa; Chordata; Actinopteri; Scombriformes; Scombridae. The record is from RefSeq and is a predicted model, not a curated record. The coding region runs from base 49 to 702 and encodes 217 amino acids.
AGCUUUCUGCCUUCACUUCUGGGUCAGAAACAUUUGAAUUCAGUGGUCAUGGCAUUAAGGGGAACACUGAUUUGGCUGUGCUCACUAGCAGUAUUAUCUUCCCCUGCAGCUUCAGAUGAAACAGAGCUCCAGGAUUGCAGCUCGAAAGCUCAGCUGCUGGAUCGUCUAUCAGCUGAUCUCAAGGUGGUGGUAGAGUGUGGUGAAAUCCCACCAUCUGACUGGACUCCACAGCGGACAGCCGCACUACUGCUCUCCACGAGGAAUCUGGCUGAUACUCUGCACAAACACCAGCUGACCGAAUGCCAAGGUGCUGAGCCCAAGCAAUGCCCUGAAGCCGAAGUUCCCGACAAUGGAGGGUUGGCAUGUGUCACAGUGGCCAACAAGCGCUACUGCAAACCUAUGUGCAACCAUGGUUAUGACUUUGGUUUCCUCAGGCGCAGUCGUUUAUACGAUCAAUGCAGCGAGCAGACAAGAUUUAAAUGGAAUAGUCAAUACGUAGGAGGAAGCAAGUUGGCUGUUUGCAAUGAAGCGUCUAUUCGAGUUGCAGGAGCGGAGACGGCAUAUUUCCCAAAGGACUGCCUCACAUCUAAGGAGAGCAGCCUUCCGGAGAACAGCAUCGUGACAGAUUUCAUCGCUGAGCUGAAGAAAGAAGGCGUUCAGGGAGAGCCGCAAUUUUCCUGUUUUGUAUGCGGACGAUCGUGAUGUAGAAAACUGCACGAUGUUGUGAAAGUCUCUCUAAGGUGCACUGAGAAAUUAAGCUUUGUGUCGUCCUCCCGGGUCAAAUUGACCCCGUCUGUUUUGACUGUUCCUUCUGUCCAUCCUUCCUCCCUUCCGUCCUUCUUUCCUCCCUCCCUCCUUCUCUCUUCUUUCCUCCCCCCUACCUUCCUUCCUUCUUUCUUUCCUCCGACCUUCCUUCCUCCCUUCUUUCCUUUCUUCCCUUCCUUCCUUCUUUCCUUUCUUCCCUUCCUUCCAUCCUUCCUCCCUCCCUUCCUUAUUCCUUCCUCCCUUCCUUCCCUGUCCUUCUUUCCUCCCUCCCCACUUCUUUCCUUUCUUCCCUUCCUUACUUCCUCCCUUCUUUCUUUUCUUCCCUUCCUCCCUCCCUUCCUUAUUCCUUCCUCCCUUCCUUCCCUCUUUCCUACUUUCCUCCCUCCCUCCUACCUUCCUUCCUUCUUUCCUUUCCUCCCUCCCUCCUUUCCUUCCUUCCUGCCUCAUUCCUUCCUCCCUUCCUUCUUCUACCCUUCCUUCCUUCUUUGACUCGAGGACAACAGGAGGGUUAAGCUUUGCAAGUAUCUGAAAACAUGCAAAGUUAAAUUUCAGUAUUAAGUGGUUCAACCUGAGUAGUUUCCUUUGUUGGAGUUUUUUUUGCACACUCAGUGUCGAUGCAUGCAGUUUUUCCAUUUUUCCACCUGUUAGGUAAAGUCAGCAGUGCCUUUUAUGAGUGUUACCCUGUCCUACAGCUAUUGUAGUCUCACUUUCUUUACUUUACUUUUUAUUACUGCAUAUAACAAUUUGGCCUGAGGGUGGCGCCAAAGGAAAGGCCAUUAUAAGAGAAUCAAUACCAAGUGUUUCCUGUAGAAAAAGUGCAGAUUUUAAUUGUUUAAAAAAUACCUGAUAUUAUAAUUUAAUCUCCACUUGGCUUGUUUGGAUGUAAGGAAGUGAGCCCUAGCAUUAAAAUGACUCAACCCCCCACAAAAUAUAAUGCCACAUAAAACAGUAGAAGAUGCAUGUCGACUGUGUGAUACGCACACACAUAUAACUUAAUCAUCUGUGCCCUGGAGGUGAAACCCGAUCCAUACUUUAGCCCUGGAGGAGCUCAGCGCACUCAUUAAAACCACAGAUGAUUUAACAGUUGUAUGUAACUCCUGCAGAACGUUAUUAAACCGAUAUCACAGAA